Molecule: messenger RNA, 1578 nt
Organism: Sorex fumeus (smoky shrew)
Lineage: Eukaryota; Metazoa; Chordata; Mammalia; Eulipotyphla; Soricidae
Gene: NUP35
Product: nucleoporin 35
Exons: 9
Coding region: 70-1053 (327 amino acids)
Biological process (GO): nuclear pore organization; NLS-bearing protein import into nucleus; regulation of DNA-templated transcription
Cellular component (GO): nuclear pore central transport channel; nuclear membrane; nuclear pore nuclear basket
Molecular function (GO): structural constituent of nuclear pore; single-stranded DNA binding; phospholipid binding
Source: RefSeq, a predicted model, not a curated record
CUACCCGUGGGGAGCGUUUCCGCCAUUUUUGAAAACUGGGACCGUCCGGUGCUUCUCCUGGCCGCCGAGAUGGCAGCGUUCGCCGUGGAACCCCAGGCACUUUCGUUAGGAUCCGAACCAAUGAUGCUGGGCUCCCCCACAUCUCCAAAGUCAGGAGUCAAUGCUCAGUUCUUGCCUGGAUUUUUAAUGGGGGAUUUGCCAGCGCCAGUGACUCCGCAGCCUCGAUCAAUUAGUGGUCCUUCAGUUGGAGUAGUGGAAAUGAGAUCACCUUUGCUUGCAGGUGGAUCACCGCCACAACCUGUUGUACCAGCUCAUAAGGAUAAAAGUGGAGCUCCACCAGUCAGAAGUAUAUAUGAUGACAUUUCCAGCCCAGGACUUGGAUCAACACCUUUAACUUCAAGAAGACAGGCAAACAUUUCGGUAAUGCAGAGUCCUCUUGUUGGAGUUACGACAACUACUCCUGGCACGGGACAAAGUAUGUUUAGUCCAGCAAAUAUUGGCCAACCACGGAAGACAACAUUAUCUCCUGCCCAGUUGGAUCCUUUUUUUACUCAAGGAGAUUCUCUGACUUCGGAGGAUCAUCUGGAUGAUACUUGGGUCACUGUAUUUGGGUUUCCUCAAGCAUCUGCUUCCUAUAUAUUACUACAAUUUGCACAGUAUGGAAAUAUCUUAAAACAUGUGAUGUCUAAUACAGGAAAUUGGAUGCAUAUUCGUUACCAGUCUAAAUUGCAGGCCCGGAAAGCUUUAAGCAAGGAUGGGCGGAUUUUUGGAGAGUCCAUUAUGAUUGGUGUAAAACCGUGCAUUGACAAAAGUGUGAUGGAAAAUGGUGACAGGUGUACUUUAUCAUCUCCAUCUCUAGCCUUUACACCACCAAUAAAAACCUUAGGUACACCAACUCAGUGUGGAAGUACCCCCAGGAUCUCUACCAUGAGACCUCUUGCUACAGCAUAUAAAGCUUCUACUAGUGACUAUCAGGUUGUUUCUGACAGACAAACGCCAAAAAAAGAUGAAAGUCUAGUAUCCAAAGCAAUGGAAUACAUGUUUGGCUGGUAGCAUAGUAGGAGGAGACUGCUACACUAAGACUGUUAGCAGAGUGCUGCUGGGUUUCCUUCGGUUAGUUAUAUAACCACGUUUGGCAAUAUUGGAUAGCUCUCUCAUAUUUCCUUUUUUAUUUAAGGAUAUAGCAUAUUUGUAGCUCACACUUCUAAAAUGCUUGAGAUCCCUUUUAAAGAAUACUAAUAAUAAAAAACCCUGAAAAUAGGACUUUGUAAUUUCUGUUUAUUAGUGCAUGCAUAUGGACAAGAAACUCAGGAUUGAUUACUAUAAAUUUUAUAGCUGAGUUUGUUGUGAGGCUUUGUGGUAUUCAUGAGUUAUUGGAGUAAAUUUCCUGUUACUUCUAAAGGUCACAAAGAUUAUAAUUAAUAAUUUGAAUUAUGGACUUUAAAUUUAGAUAGUAUUAAAUAUAUCUCCUUGUUUAUAUGUCCUGUCAUGAAUUGUUACCUUUUAGAAUCUGAAAACUGAAAUCUUUUUAAAGAUCUACUAAAGUUUCUUGAUAAUAAAGUUUGUUAUUUAUAUGUA